UUGAAGCUGCUUGCUGGCGUCACUCCUCCUCGCUGCUGCUGCUCAUCUCCUCCAUCCAUCGGUUGCAGAUCUGCAUUUCUAGAUGAUGGAUUUUUCAUUUGCUGAGCUGAGUUGCUAAUCUGUUGAAGGUGUGCAAGGACCUAAACUAGUUCUUCGAUGGCAUCCUAUGAUGACGCAGAAAGAGUAGAUCGGGGCAUUAAGAAGGAGGAGAAACACGAACAAGAGGAAGGCGACGGGUUCAUUGAUAAGAUCAAGGAUUUCAUUCAUGACAUUGGCGAGAAGAUCGAGGGAGCUAUCGGAUUUGGUAAACCCACUGCGGAUGUGGCUGCAAUUCACAUCCCUUGCAUUAAUCUGGAGAAGGCAGAGAUUGUGGUGGAUGUGCUCAUUAAGAACCCAAAUCCGGUGCCCAUUCCGCUCAUUGACAUUAACUACUUGAUCGAAAGUGAUGGAAGGAAACUUGUGUCCGGAUUGAUCCCGGACGCUGGAACAAUCCAUGCCCAUGGGGAAGAGAUUGUCAAAGUUCCUCUUCACUUGAUUUACGAUGACAUCAAGAGCACCUACAGUGAUAUCGAGCCUGGAAGCAUUAUUCCCUACAAGAUCAAGGUUGAUCUCAUUGUGGAUGUCCCUGUUCUCGGCAGGCUCACUCUCCCACUUGAGAAAACUGGAGAGAUUCCCAUCCCAUACAAACCUGAUGUUGAUGUUGACAAAAUCAAGUUUCAGAAAUUCUCCUUUGAAGAAACUGUUGCUGUGCUCCAUUUGAAGCUCGAGAACAUGAAUGACUUUGACUUGGGCCUCAAUGCUUUAGACUACGAGAUUUGGCUCUCUGAGGUCAGCAUUGGAGGCGCUGAGCUCUCCAAAUCUGCCAACCUUGAAAAGAAGGGUAUCACUUUUGUUGACGUUCCUAUUACCUUCAGGCCAAAGGAUUUUGGCUCUGCGCUCUGGGAUAUGAUUCGGGGUAAGGGUACUGGCUAUACCAUCAAAGGCCACAUUGAUGUUGACACUCCCUUUGGGGCCAUGAAGUUACCCAUUGUCAAGGAGGGGGGUACUACACGCCUUAAGAAGAGCAAGGAUGACGGUGGUGAUGAUGACGAUGAUGAGGUAUGUAAUCUUCAUACUGGAUUUUGAUUCUCCUGCUACAAAGUAGUAUAUGCAUUGCAUUCUUUACAUAGUUGUAAAAGACAAAUAAUAUUUCUUCUAGAUUGAUUACUUGAACCAAAUCCUGAAACAAAUAUCUACAAACAUGUAAGAUCAUAGAACCACUGUUGAAGACUUGAAGGGGCCAUGAUUUUGGGCACACCAAUGUGGUUGGUGCAAUGCACUUGCCCUGGAUAAAUAAGAGUGGUGUGUAUCAAGGACUAAACAUUUGUACCUUAUGUAUUAUCGUUCUGUAUCAUUAGUCGCAAUGUACUCCUCCAACAUACCUUUGCUAUCUACUCCGCCCCUUUUAGCAACUAUCAGAAUCCUGCUGACAGAUUAUUAACAUUGAAUCUCGCAAAAGCCUGCUCUUGAUGUCAUCCAUUUCAAACUAAACUCUGUUAAGCUGCACUGUCUCAUGCAUUCGAAAAUUAUAUACUCUAGCAUCCUAAUUAUCUGAUUGAUAAUGCAGUCUUAUUCCUGUAACGAAUUUCAUAUACUUCUAUGUGCAGGACUAGAGAGGGGGGAGGGCUUCGGCUUUUGCUUCACCUGUCAAACUAAUGGUUAUUGUCUGUUGUCUGUUAUUUGUUGAUCUGUACCUAGUAUUUAAGAAAAUAAUACUUACAUAUGCGUUUGAACUUCUGGUGGAAGUGAAUUAAACCGUUUGCGAGAAAGGUUGGGUUAAAUACAAUUAAACAUUCUUGGAAGGGAAAGUUAUAUGUUGUAUUGUUGUAAUAGAUUAUCCAGUGUUAGAUGUUUUGCUCAUUUUAUUCUCUA
This is a messenger RNA of Fragaria vesca subsp. vesca, 1911 nucleotides long. RefSeq lists its product as uncharacterized. The record is from RefSeq and is a predicted model, not a curated record. Gene Ontology annotation, biological process: response to desiccation. Gene Ontology annotation, cellular component: cytosol. The transcript has 2 exons. NCBI's taxonomy places the organism in Eukaryota, Viridiplantae, Streptophyta, Magnoliopsida, Rosales, Rosaceae. The coding region runs from base 157 to 1125 and encodes 322 amino acids.